UCUCAGCUGCGGCCACCGGGCAGGGAUCCGAGCUGCAGGGGGAGGUGCCAGCCUGGGAUGCUGGCAUCCUUUGGGGGCCUUUGGAGCCUCUGGGGUAGCAUUGCCCGUGGGUGAGGAGCGAAGGGUGAGAGGGGGCAAUCUCUAGCUGCAGCCAUGUUGGGACUGUGGGCAUUGCCGCAGGGAUCUGGGCAUCGGCUUCUGGGGCUGUCCUUACUGGGCUUCUGCCUAGUCUUACUGGGGGAUGCCAAGAGGCCCCCCAAGACUCCCCCGUGCCCACCCAGCUGUUCCUGUACCCGGGACACUGCCUUCUGCGUUGACUCCAAGGCUGUGCCCAAGAACCUUCCCACUGAAGUCAUCUCCCUGACAUUGGUGAAUGCAGCCUUCUCGGAGAUCCACGAUGGAGCUUUCUCUCAUUUGCCACUCCUUCAAUUCCUGUUACUCAAUUCCAACAAGUUCACUCUGAUCGGAGACAAUGCCUUCAUGGGACUAUCCCGCCUGCAGUACCUCUUCAUUGAGAACAAUGACAUCUGGGCGCUGUCUAGGUUCACCUUCCGGGGACUCAAGUCUUUGACACACCUCUCAUUGGCCAAUAAUAAUCUUCAGACAUUGCCUAGAGAUGUCUUCCGACCCUUGGACAUCUUGAGUGACUUAGACCUUCGGGGCAACUCACUGAACUGUGACUGCAAAGUGAAGUGGUUGGUGGAGUGGCUGGCGAACACCAAUACUACUGUGGCUCCCAUUUACUGCUCGAGCCCUCCCAGAUUCCAGGAGCACAAGGUGCAGGACCUCCCACUCAGAGAGUUCGACUGUAUCACAACUGAUUUUGUGCUGUACCAGACUCUGCCCUUCCCCGCAGUGUCUGCUGAACCCUUUCUUUAUGCCAGCGAUCUCUACUUAGCCCUGGCCCAGCCCAGUGCCAGUGCCUGUAACAUCCUGAAGUGGGAUUACGUGGAGCGGCAGCUUCGAGACUUUGACCGAAUUCCAGCUCCUUCAGCUGUGCACUGCAAGCCACUGGUGGUAGAUGGCCAGUUGUACAUGGUGGCAGCCCAGCUCUUUGGUGGAUCCUAUAUUUACCAUUGGGAUCCCAACACCACUCGUUUCAACAAGCUUCAGGAUAUUGACCCCGAGCGAGUUCGGAAGCCCAAUGACCUAGAGGCCUUCCGCAUUGAAGGUGACUGGUUCUUUGCCAUAGCCGACAGCUCAAAGGCAGGAGCCACCAGCCUCUACCGAUGGCACCAGAAUGGCUUUUAUUCCCACCAAGCCCUGCACGCCUGGCACCGUGACACCGACCUUGAGUUUGUGGAUGGCGAGGGCAAGCCUCGGUUAAUUGUUUCCAGCAGCUCCCAGGCUCCCGUCAUCUACCAGUGGAGUAGAGCCCAGAAGCAGUUUGUGGCGCAAGGUGAGGUGUCCCAGGUACCUGAUGCCCAAGCGGUCAAACAUUUCCGUGCUGGCCGAGAUAGCUAUCUCUGCCUCAGUCGGUAUAUUGGUGACUCUAAGAUCCUACGCUGGGAAGGCACCCGAUUCUCUGAGGUACAAGCACUGCCGUCUCGAGGCUCCCUGGCACUGCAGCCUUUCCUUGUGGGUGAACGGCGUUACCUGGCCCUAGGCAGUGACUUCUCCUUCACCCAGAUCUAUCAGUGGGAUGACGGUCGGCAAAAGUUUGUGCGUUUCCAGGAGCUAGCAGUACAGGCCCCUCGGGCCUUCUGCUACAUGCCAGCUGGUGAUGCCCAGCUGCUGUUGGCACCCAGUUUCAAGGGGCAGACCCUGGUGUACCGCCAUGUUGUGGUAGAUCUUAGUGCCUAGGGAGAUGCUGUAUGUGCUGAGAUUUUUCUUUGGAAGAUGCCAAGGGGUCCUUUGUAGUCAGUAUGUAACCAUGUGAAGACACAUGUAACCAGUGUUCAUACAUGCAUAUAAAUGUACACACCCCAGAAACAUGCAUGUGCACAUAAGAAACACAUGGUAACAGGUAAUCACACAGGUCUGACUUGUAAGAACUGACCUAAAUAUAUGUAUACACAAACACACCUAACACAUCAAUAUGCAUUCCCAAGCAUAUACAAAAUACACACAAGAGGCCCCGUUUUUGUCCUCACUUUUUUCUUGUAUUAACAAGUCCAUAUUAAGCCCUCAUCCCUCUCAGGCAUCUGUGCCAUAUGUGGCUAUCUGUGCUUUUCUCUCUCCCAGGCUUUCCUGUUGAUGCCUCAGAGUAUUUAUUUAACACAGUUAGCAUUUCUGCUCUCAGGUGGCUAAACCCUUCCUUAGCUCUGUGUCUGAAUCCAUGUUAGCCUUCCCCUUUCAAACGCACCACAACCUAAGGCAUACACCCAGUCACACCCAAAGAGACACACCAGCUUUUGCUUCUGUUCACAUGAGUGUACGUAGGGACACACACACACACACACACACAGAGGCACACACACACCCCCCCCCAAACACAUGCAUAUAGACACACCUAUGUAUAGUGUCUACUUUAUCUAACAGGGCUUCUACUCAAUUCCCUCCCUUUGUUUGCCAUGAGGAAGGGUCUUCAGAGCUGCAGUGCCCUGGGGAACCAUAGCUUGUCCUUCCUGUGCUCACCCACACAGCUGUGCCUGUUUCCACUGUUAGCAAGCAUAAAGAGGGUGGUAGCAGUCCUUCUGUUUGAGCCUGAGCCACCCCCAUUCCCACCCCCACCAAAAGCAAUAAUAAACCCCAGGCUUCCCCUGGUGCUGCUGAUCCACUCCCCAGCUCUUUCUGAGAUGCAGGAUUCCCUCCUGCUUGGGGGCAGAGGAUGGCUAAUAGCCUGGUAGCAGGGCACUGAUUCCCUCUUGGCUCAAUACCAAUCUGUCCUCACCCUUGAGCCUGCCCAUCUGUUUAUCCUGAGCUGCCCUGGGCUGGGUCUUUCUUGGGUAGGAGGGGGAAAGGUUGGCACAUGGGGCACUCGUAUCCAUUUGCCUACAGCUCCCUAGUACCCAGAGGGUCCAAGCUAAUCUGGGGAUUUCCUGGGGCUCCGUGUGGCUCCUCCGUUACUAACUACGAAUUGACACACAGCCUUUCAGAAUGUCUCCCAGACACACCAGUGCCCUUUGGGGAGGGCCAGGUGUGAGCUAGCAGCCUUGUGAUACUAGCCUGAAGGUGACGGUACCUAGGCGAUAAGCUUCUGCUGCCACCUUCUGGGCACUUUGUAUAUGAGGAACCAAGGGGUGGGCUGUGGUGGAAGGAGCCAGGGGCUGCCCUCCACUGAGACCCUCAGAGCCUACAACAUCGAUCCACGUGGCUCAGGUGUAAAGCUCGGCUUCACCUCUUUCUUCCAAUAAAACUCCUCACCUUUU
This is a messenger RNA of Vombatus ursinus (common wombat), 3311 nucleotides long. It is a transcript of the gene LGI3, whose product is annotated as leucine rich repeat LGI family member 3. The transcript has 8 exons. Gene Ontology annotation, biological process: regulation of exocytosis. Lineage: Eukaryota; Metazoa; Chordata; Mammalia; Diprotodontia; Vombatidae. Gene Ontology annotation, cellular component: synaptic vesicle. Bases 154 to 1803 code for a protein of 549 amino acids. Gene Ontology annotation, molecular function: protein binding. The record is from RefSeq and is a predicted model, not a curated record.